AGGGGCGGGCUCCAUGGCGGCGCGUGCGGGACAAGGGUUGUUUUGUAAUGGAGGAAAAUGGAGCUGACCAUGACAUUACUAUGGAAGCAUCCAAUGACUUAUUCAUAGGUGACUGUAAUACUACAGGAGAGUCAGAAACAAAUGAUUGGGGUUUGCAGCAUCUAACCUGCAUGGAUUCCAGGGAUCCAUUGUUUGGACAGAGUGACUCUCCUGCAGCCUUGGCCAUCGCAGUACGCCUCUCAGGCAGCUCUCCAACUUCAGCUGCCCCGGCACGGCCACCCCAGCUGCAGCCGCACUUUGCAGAGGAGUUCUACCUGAUAGACCAAACCAGGCAGCCUCUCUAUGAUCUGCAGCCCCUAGGAGGGCCCAGUGCACAGAUGAUGAUUGUUGCCAGCCAGUCAGAAAAUGGACAGGUGCUGCACGUCAUUCCUUCUGCCCAGCCAGGAAUGGCCCAAGUGAUUAUUCCUCAAGGUCAGCUUCUGGAUGUGACCAGCAUGCAGGAUGUUUCAGAAGAGAAGUGUGGUGACGGGAACUUGCAGACUGUGGCAGUGGCUGCUGUAGCAGACAGUGCAAGCAGCUACGUUCUACAUCCACAAGCAUCCCUUACUGUAUCGAAAAAAACAGCCACCAGGGUAGUGGAAGAUUCAUUUCCCAUCCUUCUCGAGCCGUUGCCACCAAAUACACCUGCAUGGGCGCGCCGUCUCAGGAACUGUGAGAAAAUUGGGGACUCAUACCGCGGCUAUUGUGUGAGCGAGACAGAAUUAGAGAGUGUUCUAACGCUACACAAGCAGCAAACACAAAGUGUGUGGGGGACACGCCAGUCUCCAAGCCCAGCCAAACCCGCCACACGGUUGAUGUGGAAAUCUCAGUAUGUCCCAUAUGAUGGGAUCCCUUUUGUCAAUGCAGGAAGCAGAGCCAUUGUAAUGGAGUGCCAGUAUGGGCCAAGGAGGAAAGGGCUGCAGCCCAAAAAAGCUGGUGAGCCAGAAAACACCUCUGGCCAUCUGUACAAAGCCACUUGUCCAGCAAGGAUCUAUAUUAAAAAGGUUCAAAAGUUUCCGGAAUACAGAGUUCCUACUGACCCUAAAAUUGACAAGAAAAUCAUAAGAAUGGAGCAGGAGAAAGCAUUCAACAUGCUGAAGAAGAACUUGAUAGAGGCUGGCGGUGUCCUCAGGUGGUAUGUACAGUUACCUACUCAGCAAGCCCACCAAUAUCAUGAAAUGGGAACAUCCUGCCUUCCUUCUUCACCAUCCGAUUUUUCUGUGUCUUCUCCUGAGGAGGAGGAGGAAGUUGUUAGAGAUGAGAACUGUACGCUGACUUCCCGACUUCAUCCUCAAGUGGCAGACAAGAUCCGAGAACUAGUGUCUCAGGGAAUAGAGCAGGUCUAUGCAGUGAGGAAGCAACUGAGAAAAUACGUGGAAAGAGAAUUAUUCAAGCCUGAUGAAGUGCCAGAAAGACAUAACCUGUCCUUCUUCCCCACUGUGAAUGAUAUCAAGAACCACAUUCAUGAAGUGCAGAAGUCCCUGAGGAAUGGCGAGAUGGUGUAUAAUUCAGAAAGUAUUCCAGCGACACUGCAGUGGACCACAGACAGUGGGAAUGUUCUCACAGAAACAGUGACUGUUACAUUUGCGUCACCACCUUCAGAUGGGAGCUCAACAGGGAAGUCAGCCGUCACCAAAGCAGAAUCCAACCAGAGCGGGGAGUCCAUGCUUCCAGAAACAGCUCAGUUGUUGUCUUCACUCUCUUCACUUCAGCGCAAGAUAUUUGCACAACUUCAGGGAUUACAGCUGCAGUCAAAUUUUACCUCCGCAAAUGAAUCUACAGCCCUGAUAGCUGUAAAUAACCAUUCCCCUCCCAGCCCUGCAAGUCUUCUGGAUUCUACGGGGAGUGCAAUAACCAACCAUUCUCUAACACUCAGUCAGGAGGCACACAGUCUACAAGUAGGUGCUGGUCUAACACAGCACAGUGCCGCUGCCUCUGCUCUUGGGACUCCACCUGGUUCUGACCAGAGCCUACUCGCCACGGGCCAGUUGGUAGCAGCUGGAGGGGUAGAUGAUUGCAGAAGCCUAGAAGGAGGAGUCCAUCAGAUUCUCUUGGAAAAUGUACAGACUAUUCCAGUACCGAUUGUGGACAGCCAUCCAGCUCUGAGGGAAGAAAAUACAGAAGAUGAUAUCUGUGUCAGACAAGUUAAACAAGAACCGAAAGAAGAAGCAUUGUCUAUGGAACCAGAUAAAAUCAGAGACUGCCAGAGUUCCUCACCUAUUUAAAUCUGUGAAGCCUGAAAGGAUUUUUCAAGUCAAAGAACUCUACAUGUUUUGGAAGGAAAGGCAGGCAAUUUCAAAGCGAUGGCAUUCUUUUAAAGUUGUAUUGUGACGUUCAGACUAGGCAUAUUUCACACUAGUUCUGACAGACAGCUGUUUUGAUUGAUGACUGAUGUGGCUCACUGCCAAUGCCAGGUCAUUCAGUUGCCCUGCAGAACGCCACCUCUCUCUUCCGUUUCAAGUUUUGAGUAAUUUGGAUGCUAUCCAAAUGGUCCAUUUUGGUUGACAUUUCUGAAGGUCUUCCGCAAUUUAAUUCCUUAGCUUUAGAAUGUGGAUCACAAUGCUGGGUUUACUUUUCUGCUUGAGACCUUUGACUGUUAUAGCACUACAGAGACUAUAGAACCUGCCAGUUCCCAGGCCACGGAAUCCAGCAGCAAAGUCUGUCAAUACAGCUGUGGUUUUGUGACAAAAUGAAGGUCCAAGAUGCUGGAUUUCAAAGUGAUGAAGGACACGGAUGCUUAAGAAAAUGCAACUUUGACCUGAUCAUGAUAUUAAUGCUGUGAAGAUCGAGGAGAGGAGAAAGGUCAGAAGCUCUCCAGCAGGUCUAUCCAACAAGCAACAACUAAGGUAUGGUCUGGGAGGAGAAGGAGUGGAAGGCAGAAAUCUCGUUGUAUGACAAGAGUGCAUUUCUUUGGGGUUUAUUUUCGACAUAAGCCAUUGCACUUUAGUGUCAGGACAAAUGACAUGUUUAUUUUCUGAAGUGAUUUGGCGUGUUUCCUGGGGAGUCUUCAAAGGACUGAUCGUAGUACUGUAUCAUAGAAAGUAUUAGUGGGUGUAUUUGUCAUCGGAGGCUCAUCGUGUUCUAGUACAGAAAGGAUUUCAAAAGCAUGGAGUGCUUUCUGAGGACAAAUGCGGAAUGUCCCUGUCUGAAAGAGUCUUCCUGGACAGAAAAGCUGGAACGUUGGAUGCUGUGAGAGUAAUUCUUAUUAGUAAUCUGUUGGAAUGUGCCAGAUAAAAGAAAACUGGAAAAGGCAUGCAUGAUGACCUCUUUAUGGAAAAAGUUACCUUUGGAUGUACUAGUACUACCACACUAACUUUGGAUUAGUUACCUAAUAGUUUCAAGUGAUAAAUGCAUAAGGGAUUGUAUGUGUCUUAGGGGAAAAAAUGGAAAGAAAUAAAAUGGAGACAUGAAUAUAGUUGAUUGAAUGUAGUUCUUUAGUACACUUUUAAUUGCCCUUAACUGUGGUUAACAGAUACAUGUAUUUCAGCGCAGAUAUAAUCAGAUUUUUUAAUGUGGGUAGCUGAAAUUCAUGUUUUAUCUACUGUCCUUAGCUCUCUGCAGGUGCAGGUCAGUUGAUGUGUACUGGGCUUCCACUAAUGGCAAUCUGCCUGUUUAAACAAGAGCAUGCUCUUCUAUGCAAAUUAAAUGUCUUACCCUUCCUGGUCUUGAUAAGUAGAGCUUAUGGAGCUUGAUAAGGCUCAUAGGAGGAUCAAAAUCUGUUUGUAAUAUAGUGAUUUCAUAAGAGUUAAUUUCUAGGUCCUCAGUAUGAAAGAAGUAGAAAGCAAAAAUCCACACUAUUGAUUUUGCCAUUUGGUCAUUUUUCUCUACAGCAAGACAAUGUCAGUACAGCAUCAGCUACCGCUAAAAUACUGUUAACAUUUUAUCUCUAUUCUCUGGUUAAAUGUUGAUAGUUCAGUGGCCCCAGGAAAUAUCAGAGUCUUGCAGACUCUGAUAAGCAGAGAGGUGUGUGUUGGCAGAUCAACGGGAGAGGGAGGAGUUCGGACCCAGUGUCCUCAUUUCAUGCGAACGUUCGCUGGUUCUGAAUGCAGCCUUUGAGAAACAGUGAUGAUUUGUCUCUGUGUUCUGACAUAGCUGUUCUUUCUGCUUGCCCACUCAAGAAGCUGUACAAACCUGCAACGGACGUGGAGAUCAUGAAGAUAGUAUGUAAGAUCUUAUGGGAGGACCUGCAGAAACAGAAUGGAGGAGAUUAAAGUUUCCCAUGGUUUUCCAAAUGUAUGGGUGCACAAGAAGCUGGGAGAGAGCACAGCCAGGCAGCUGACCCAACCUUGCUAGAGAGAUAUUUGAUACCAUAAAAUGUCAUGCUCAGUACAUAAAUGAGAAGUUGGCUGGGGACCAAAGCUCGCUGAUCUGUGCUCACUGCUUGGGACAGGCUGCACAAUUGGCUGUCAGGUGGAUCACUUACCUCUGAGAGUACUCCAGAUAAUUGGCAAGAGACCAGAACGGGGAACAGAAGAGGAAGUGAAGUUUGUAGACAGCUACUUUCAGCGGAUAGAAAACUCUCAAAAUACAGUCAAGAUGGCAGUUUCUUCUGGCUGAAGUGAUUUACUUUAAAUGGUUCCCAGAUGCGGGUCUCCCCGUGCAGGACACAGCUGGUUCCAGCCAGCUCUGCAGGAUGCAGCUGAGCUCGUCAGGGAGGCUGGUGGAACAUCUGGGCAAGCAUAGCUAAGAAAGGGCAAAAUGCUACGCAGCAAAGAGGAGUGAGGAAGAAAGUGAGAAAACCAGUCCUCUGAACACCAGUGUCAGAGAAGAAGGAGGGAGGAAUUGCUUCAGGUGCUGGAGCAGAUAUUUCCGUGCACCCCACCAAGGACUCCAUGCUGGAGCAGGUGAAGAUUUCCUGAAGGAACUGAAGUUCACAGAGAGGAGCCACGGAUGCAGGAGAAGGCUUUUGCUGAAGGACAGCAGCCUGUGGAAAGGACCCAUGGUGGAGCCAAGGCGAAGUGUGAGGAGGAUGGAGCAGUACAAAGGAGCUGUUACAGACUGAUUGCAACCUCCAAUUCUCCUUUGUCCUGCGCUGCUGCAGGCAAAAGCGGUAGAGGAGUUGAGGGUAAAGGUGUGAAGCUGAGCCUGGGGAAAGAAGGGAGCAUGAGGAGAAGGCACUGUUUUAAUUUGUAUUUGUUUCUCACUAUUCUGCUUUAUUUUAAUUGACAAUAAAUUAAUUUUCCUCAUCUUGAAUCAAAUACUUGAAAUUUAUACCUGGACUGAGGUCACAGUAGGAAAUACUUACUGAUUUAUUUUUGAUCACUUUUAGCCAUUAUAGCCUUUAAUCCUUUAAGAAGGACACAAAAUGUAUCGAAUUGUAAUCUUUAAGUCAUUAUGUGUGUAGAAAGGAGUGAACUUUGUUUGAAUGAGGAGUUGCAUUUCUUAAUUGUGGUUUGGCCUUUCAAGUUCUGCUUAUUCACCUUUUCACUAGAGUAAAUCUUAGCUGCAGAGUCACCUCAGGAACAGGUCUUAUCCAUUACACUUCUGCUGGAGAAGAAUAUCAGGCAUAUCUUUACAGGUUUGAGCAUGGGAGAAUCAUUCUGAGGAAAGGCUGCUGCAGCGGUAGAUCCAACUUGAUCUACGCUGGUAAUGUUCUUACAGAUGUUAAAGAUGCAGCAUCUUCAUGGCAUAUCUAGCUGUGCUUCAGAAGGAGGCAAAAUUUGGGUUGAGUGGCAUAUUUGAUGGAAGUAUUGUUAUUCUUGGACAAGAAAUAGGUAGAGUUUGGGAAUGAGAUUUAUAUUCCUGUGCUUUUCAGAAAUUUUCCUCAAUUCCAUAAGCUUUCCUGACUAUGCUAAGGCCAUAAAAGAAAUGCAUAUAACGAUUCUCUUUUCUCUUUAAAUUCUAUGAAAGAGAAAGAAAUUCUCCAUUUUGCCACUCCCGGGGACAAACAUGCUUCUUUUUAAAAACCAGAGAGAAAAGCAGACAAAGUGCCCUAGAACGAAAUUUAGCAUCUUCAGGAGUUGUAGUAGGGUUUAUGAGGUGCAAUUGUAAAAUGAUCAAUGUUUUCAUAGUGAAACAUUUUUUUUAUUCUGCCAUUCCUUUUAUUCAGACUUGUGAAUUUCUGUGUAAAAUAAUCUGAGAGAUCACUAGUGAGAUUAGCUAAUAAUUGCAAAAUGGAGAAGUUUCACUGUGGAUAGGUGGUAACAAAAGGUAUCAUAAAGUCAGCUAGGAUAAUUAUUAUUAGCAAGGUAAGAUCUUUCAGCCAUUAACCGCUUUGGGCAUUAUGCUGACAUUUAUUCUGAUCUUGCAAAUAAAAAUAGUGAUUAUGAGCCAUUGCAGGAAGAACUGGGAGAUAAAGCAGUUUGUGAAAUACUAGUCUGUGGUGGGUUUGGUUUCUGUUGGCUUUGUCGUGCUUUUACUUAGUGUUCAGCUUCUUUGUGUACCUCUGUAGGAUCUGUUUUAUCUGAGCUCUUAUGUAGAAUAAGUCAAAAUAUGUUAAUACUUAACACUCAGAGCAUAAUACACAAGUUCCUCGUGGCAAGAUAUACGUUAUUUCAUGUUUUCUAACACAAAUAGUUAAAUUGUUUGAAUAUUAUUUUAAUACCAGAAGACAUUUGAGAGAAACAUCAUGUGUUCUAUAUUCACUCUUUUAUCUGUGUUUUGCUUUUGGCAUUGAUGAAUUCUCAUUUUUUAAAGAACAGUUUUUUAGCAACGAAGUGCCUGUUUUCAAAUGAGCUACAGGUUCCUGACUGCAGCAGAAAUGACUUCAGGUAAGGAAACCGGAACUGUAUUUAAUUUUGAGCAGCCAGACUUUCUGAAGAGAAGAGUCACUGAGCUACCUCUGCAUGGUAUUGCUGCCUCUGGGAUGGGACGUAUCGUAGCCUUGUUUACUAAUUUGGUCAGAAAAGAUUUGUUUGCCAUUACUUAGGUGAUUGACACAAAGGUUAGUACAGUUGGCUGUCUAGAGAAAAACUAGUUUGCCAGAGGUGGAAUUAUGUAAGGCUGCUGAGAAGGCAACACUGGCUUAAGAUGGUGAGUAAGAACUAAGAUUUUGAGGAAUCAGGGGAACAACUUUUUGAUGCUGUUGAAUUGUAGCAUUCACCAAGGGCUGACAGCUGAAGCAGAACUUCUUUUGCACUGCUCGACUAGCGUUUAUCAUCUUUGCCCGCAGUGUAAGAAGUAAACAGGCGUUAUUGGCUCCUUGACCAGCACUUGCUCAGAUUCCUUCUAGCUAUUUCAGAAUGAAUGGUUAACCUUUGGCUACAUGAGACCUGAAAGUUCCCAACCAUAUAUUUUGGCUGUCUUCUCAGUGAUAAAGACCUGUGUCAGAUUUCUAGAAGAGAAGUCAUGGAGAAUAUUGAAGAAGGGCCUAACAAAGUCUGUUCAUACAAAGAAAAUGUGCACCAAAAGUAACUCCUGCUUUUGGAAAGCCCAGAGAAGCUGUUCUUAAAUGCUGGAGCAUGAACUAAGCUGGCUUUGUGGACCUGAGCACACUAUUGUAAAUCUCCAAAACUUUCAGUAGCACCCACACAAGUUUGUUCCUGUUCACCCCAAGCAAGGAAAGGAGUCUCUAGUUAAGCCACUGAGUUAAUGUUAGUGUCAUUUUACCACAUCCCAGUUUAAAAGGGUUGCUUGAGAAAGCAGCUUAAAAGCACUGAUGCAGUCAAAAAUUGAAACUCCAUUUUUAGAAGCAGAAGUUAGAAAAAUAAAUCUGUGCUCAAAUGUGUAGUUCCCCCUGUUUUGCACUGCAAGGGAGACAGAGAGGAAAUACUUGUUUGACUAUUGCUGCUUUUUUUAUGCCUGUCAUCCGUCCAAGAUUGCUGCCAUGAACUUUGGCUGCAUGCUGUUUUUUUCCAGUGGUAAUUUCAUCAUGAUAAGGAAAUGUGUUUGUGCCCUCAGCCAUUUUCACCUGUGUUUUCUUCUGUGGGAUACGCCUUUCAGAUGAAAUAUUGAGAGUCUUUUCAUUAUUCUGAGAUACUUUCGUGUUUGUAUAUCCAUUGAAUACAGCUAGGAGUAGAACCGAAUAAAACCCUUGUCCAUCUUUCAGGCCAGGUGGCAAGUUGUGUGAUGUAAUUGCUAUGAUAUUUCAAGUAUGUGAUUGAUUACAGCUGUAAUAAAUUCUGUAAUCAUUGUAAAAUUUAAGCUGCUGGGUAUUUGGGAAGUUGAUACUAUUGAAACAUGGGAAUAAGAAUCAUAGCACUGUGUUCUGAACGUUGACAGGGUUAAAAAAAGAAUUAAUUGAAUUAAAAUUUUCAGCAAAACAUGAAAGAGAGAGUGGGCAUUUCUGGCAAGAUCUUGAUUUGUCUCAAUGGUUAUCUUUGUAGCAUUGAACUUAGAGAUAAGUAAUCAAACUGUAAAGACAUGCUCUUCCCUUUCAUUAAAUCUCUUGAGAAGCUUUGAGACCUAUGUACACUUGCAACAGGUUUAUGCUGUCUGGUACCUUAGUGAUAUUCCAGAAGUAUAAUGAGCCUGUAAAAAGUGAUCCUAUGAAGAGGAAGAUAGUUUGAAAGAAAUUGUCAGUGGAGAUUUUCCUGCACUAUGUAUAUUUGUAAGCUACUUAAUGGAGAAGUCUUUUGCAUGAGGAAUACAGGACAGGAAUUUUCCCAUGUUUGGACAGGAAUCUGUACAUGACCUUAGCUGAGAUUGAGUCUCUUGACCUGUGGAGGCCUCUCCAGUGUAAAUGACUGUUCAGUCAGUCUGUGUUGUCAAGAGUUCGUAGAAAACCCGUAUGUGUAUAGAGGCACUAGCAAGAUGGACAGGGUAACUGUAGCUUCUCAUUAUGCCAUAUCUUUGUCCUAUCGUUAAUGCAGAAGUCAUUUAUUGCAGAGUAUAAAUUGCAAGGAGUGUGCUGGUUUGUGCAAGAUAUCUUGCGGUAGGCUUUAAGAUUUUCUGUUUUAUUUGACUCAAUUUAGUGCUUGAGCAAUUAACACACUACUAACAUGCUGCUGUCUGAGGAAAAAAAACUUAUCCAAAGAGAUGCUGAAGUUUUUAUACCUUGAAAGAAAAAUGAGGUGUUGAACUUUUAAGUGUCUGAAAUGUAUAAUUGACAUGAGCUUCUACAAGAAAUCGAGGACUCAUAAAUGCUGGUCAUUUGUAAUGUAGGUGCUUAAAGUAUAAUAGCAAAAGCACCAAAUUUAUCUGAACUAUUUUCUUCAUCAGUUGUGAAUUUAGUUUCUGCUAUAAUAGGCAAAUUUGGUCAUUUUCAUUCUACAAUACUUGUCUUUUAACAGAAAAAUAUUCUAUUAAGUUCUCAAUAGAUGGUUAGCGUGUCUAGAUAUAGGCCAGGUUGUUGCUUCAAACCUAAGCCAAACUGGUAAUUAUAGAAUGAUAGAAUCAUUAAGAUUGGAAAAGAGCUCUAAGAUCGUCGUGCCCAACCAACACCACCGUGCCUACUAAACCAUCUCCUGAAGUGCCAUAUCUACAUGGUUUUUAAUGCCUCCAGGGAUGGUGACGCAAUUUGAUUACCCUUGUGACGACAGAAUCUAGUUUUAGAUUGGUGCCCAGAAGUAAUAAUGCCUGAGAAAAAAAAAUAGCAUUAACUGAUAAAUCCUUCUUGAAAGUUUCACUUCUAAAGACAACUUCCUGAAUUACUUUAAAGCAUGCUAAUAGGAGGAAGUUCUUCUUCCUGCAUUCAUUCUAAAGAUGGUAAAGGUACACACAGCAGUGAGUACUACAGAGAAAAUAAACUGAGAGUUUCUCUGUUACUUUUGAAAAAAGGAGUUCCAAUUAAAAAAAAAAAGCAAUUAUUUAAACUGAAGAAAAAAGCCCUUCUUUGCAAAUGCAUUGUCAAGCUACAAAAGAUGUGUCCACAAAGUAGUAUUGAGGUAAACAGUAUUUAGAAUUAUAACUUAGAAUAUUUGUAGCUAUGUUACUGGUUUUAUGUUGAAGUGAUCUAAACCUUUAAGGUAGAAGGUAUAAGCUAACCUUGAAGUGAUGGGGAUAAAGAAUAAUAGGAUAUUCUUUGGGGAUGUGGGGAAAUUAACAUCCCUUGCACUUCAUCCUGAAGUAACUGGUACUGGCAACUUUCAGUGGCAGUUUAUUUGACUAAAUAGGCCAGCAGUCUGAUUUUUGUACCAGAAAGAAGAGUUAACAUUGAUUUAAACAACUAGGAUGAAAAGUACCAUUCUUUUUUUAUUAUUGUUAUUUAAAAAAAACCAAAAACCUCUAAUUUUCUAUCUUUAUUUACUUCUUUCAGUAUGUUGUAUGAGGAAAGCAGGCUUUUUUUUUAUUUUUGGAUAUGGGUUCUUACUGUUAAUUCAUAUAUUGAAUUUCUAAUCCUCAUUUAUGACAUUAUCACUUAUACAGGGACAAGCAUUAUCAGACGGGAUUAGAGAAUUAACAGAGUGAGGCGUCUGAAAACCAUUUCUGCUGGCUUUUAUUAGAAUUUUUUGUUUAUUUGAGUGGCUAUAGAUAACUGACUUUAUAGUAAGUAUAGAGUCUUUAAGACCCCACUCUUUCCUUGGAAGAUCUGUGCUCUGCUGAAAACUUUUUGUCAUCUACAGAGUCAAGCAACAGAGACAGGCCGGAGGUGCUACUGUUUGGAAAACAAUAGCUGCAGAGCUAUUGGCAGGAGAUGCAACCAUCAUCCCUGUAUCCAGCAUGGGAGAACAAAGAAGGAGGUAGAAGAUCAGUGUGAGCCCUGUUUUUGUUCUAGUUGUCCUCAGAUCAAAAGGCUUCUAGAAGAAUUAGUGAGCAGUGCUGCAAGAGAAAGCAGAGGUGGGAGCUCAGUGACAGCCACAAGUUGAACUCCUGUAAGCCCUCCAGCUAUUUCUGUAGAAUUUGAAGUGAGAAGGUACUUUCCCAGUGCUCCUUCAGGCUCUUUGAAAGUAGUAUGUUUUAUCCGAGACUGUCCAUUCUCUAGUUCUUGGCUUUGCGGGGAGCAAUGGCCAACUGAUUAUGAAAGGAGGGAUGUGUUGGGAAAGUGCUCCCUGCUUGAACAACACAUCAGUUGCAGUUCUUCUCAGCGUAGCCAGUUCUUUGUGCAGCGGGUUGGGCUGUAGCCAUUAAGAGAGCAAAUUUAGGAAGUAGCUAUACUUUUGGAUGCUGCAAAAACUUGAAAUUUUUGUGUGUAUAGCCUCACAUAACACCACACGCACAUGUAAUUAUGCAUAUAAUUUUUAAUCAGACUCAGUCAUUUGUUGAUAGUAACUUGCUACAAACAGCUGUUGGCACAAAGCCAUUUUCAGUCAUCCUGUAAAAAGCAACUAGCUUGUUUUCAAGUGACAGCUCGACGUGACAGGAACCUUAGAAACUGUUGGUAAUAUGUACAGCUGUUUUAUAAAGACAGUCAUUUAAGAAUAUAUAUUUCUUGAAGUGUUAGCUACCUCGCUUGUGUGUUGAAAGAACUUUAAACAUUUAGCAUGGCUGUUACGUUGUAUUGCUGCUUCUGUGCUGAGCAGUCAGUCAUUAAAAUCUACAUUCUAAAUCAGUCACACACUCAGCCAUUUGAUUUUUUUUUUUAAUCUUUGAAUAGAAAAUAUAGAAUCCAAGCCAUUCUCAAUCUGACAUACAUUACAGAAAAAUUAAAGGUUUUGUUCUAGUUAAAUAUUUAAAUUUAAGAAAUAAUAAAUCAGUAAAGGCCGUGGUCAAUGACAGUCUUAUGCUUCCGAGAAUGUAAAGUCAGACCGUAAGAAAGGGUCUGAAUUGUUUGUCAGUCAUUGGCGAUUCUGCCACUUUCUCCAGCCAAUGUCAAAUAACGUGUUUUCAGCUUUUAUCAGCUGCUAUCCAAGCAUUGCUUUGUUCUGCAAACAGAUUGAGCAAGAGAGGAGUUGCAGUGGGGUGGCCAAUGCAGUCAGAGACAAGAGGUGAGACUGUGCAGGGAAGUCAUCAGGAAAAAACAAUGAAUGGAGAAGAGGCAGUGCCAGAGUUCUCAAUGUAGAUGAGCGCUAAGCAAUACCAACAUUAUUAGGCAUCACUUCUAUUGGAGCAUCUGUGCUUCUAGACCUCUGCUUAUCAGGGCCUGGCCUGACCUGAUUGUCCCCAUCAGCUGGUUUUCCUGCACUUCACCCUCAGUGUCUUUUCUCCCUGCCCUGUAGGGAGGGGAGGCAGGAGGGCACUUGCUCCUCUUCUACUCUUCCUGCUCAGCUCCAUUCUGCUCUUUUCCCAGGAACAUGCACAACAGAUCUAGCUUGUAUGUGGGUCACUGGGACUCUGACCACAGCACAAGUGCAUGAAGAUCUUGCAGACUAUAUGAAGAAGAGGAGCAGAGAUUCUAGUACUUUUCGGUGCUACUUAUUCUGCAACUUGCAGCAUGGAUCAAAGUCUGUCUCCCUCCCAACAAGGUUGGACCAUUUUGGGUUUAGUAGAUAUAGAUUCUUCUUGCACUGACAGCCUCUUCAAAACUGAAACUUUGUAGUGAGUUUAAUAAGUGCUUGAUCUUUCUGGAGUAUUGCUAGUGAAGGAAUCAUGUUUCACUGAUGGACGUGAUGUAUGUUAAGGACAACGCUUUGAUAUCAAAGACAGGACAGCAGACACUGGUGCAGAGGAGUCAUUGGAAGAUGUCACAACUCAAAUCUGCAAUGCCUGGCCUGGAUUUGUGUUAUGACUUUCUCUUGAACAGGGGAGAAGGAACUCUCUUACCUACUGAACACUAGUAUAAAGGUUGGUCUUGCUUCUUUGUAUUAUUUUGGCCAUCAGAUGCAUUCGACUUUGCCUCUCUUUUGUCAGGAGUUUUGCUUUCUUCUAUUUCACACUCUUUGCUCACUCUGUUUUCAGAGAAUUUCUCUGCGACAGAGAGAGAAGCUGCCUGGGCCCCUGGCACAACACAGCUGCUGUAGUCAGUAGAGCAGAGGCAUACAGACUUCAGCAAACGUUUGUGUUUGCCACCUCACACCUCUAAAAUCACUCCCAAAUGCACAAAAAAUGAUGUUGGCUACAUCUCUUCUUUCCCUCAGUCUGGAAAAGGAAAGUCACUAACACAUUCAUAGAUGUACAACUAAACCCCAGCAGGGAGAGACCCCUUUCCCACUCACAUAAUUCACUGAAGGGACACCAUUUAGAUACUCGUGGGGAAGAGGAGCUCUUGUGUAAUGAAAAGAAUCCUCUAUUUCACUCCCAAACGCUAUAAAACAGAAGUAAUGGCUUGAGAAAGACAGUGUCUAAAAGCCCAACCUGAAUGUCGUGACCUGAGGUACUCUAAAGGAUUAUUUUACCUUGCUAUAAUCUAACUUCAUUCUGCCCUGUUAUCUCCUUGUUGGUGAUAGUGCUUUAUUUUUCCUUUUGCAAUGAGCACAGUGGUCUCCACAGGAAUCUUUAUGGCCAGUAUCAUCAUCUUGCCAGCUGACAUUGUUCUUCUGUGUGAGCUGAUGACCAAGGUGGACUUCUGCAAGCUGUACCUGUGUUUCAUGAGUAAGGAUGUAAAAUAAGAUCCUCCCUUUUCCUGUCCUGUGGUUG
This is a messenger RNA of Cuculus canorus (common cuckoo), 13371 nucleotides long. RefSeq names its product calcium responsive transcription factor (gene CARF). Gene Ontology annotation, molecular function: RNA polymerase II cis-regulatory region sequence-specific DNA binding; DNA-binding transcription factor activity, RNA polymerase II-specific. Gene Ontology annotation, biological process: regulation of transcription by RNA polymerase II. The transcript has 19 exons. NCBI's taxonomy places the organism in Eukaryota, Metazoa, Chordata, Aves, Cuculiformes, Cuculidae. Bases 48 to 2264 code for a protein of 738 amino acids. Gene Ontology annotation, cellular component: nucleus. The record is from RefSeq and is a predicted model, not a curated record.